AUGUCCAAUUCUUUAUCAUCCACUAUCACAGUAGCACCGGACAUAUUCUUCCCAUCAUCAACUUCUCCGUCAUCACCAUUUAGCGUAUUAGCUAAAUUUGGUGAAUAUUAUUCUCUUAUUCACGGUCGAAUUGUGUUUCCAUUAACAAUAUUUGGUAUCAUCACGAGUAUCGUUACAAUCGUUAUUCUAAAUCGAAAACACUUUCAAACUCCAACAAAUUUAAUCUUGCAACAUAUCGCUUUAUUUGAUUUAAUCGUUCUUAUAUCAUACAAUAUAUUUUCAUUUUACUUUUAUAUUUUACAUACGCCUAAGCCAUUUGUGGGACAAUCAAGAUUUUGGCCAAGUUUUGCCUUAUUUCAUUCAAAUGUUGGACUCACCGCACACUCCAUUGCACUAUGGUUAACAUGUUUGUUGGACAUCGUUCGGUAUUUUAUUGUCAGUCAACCAAAUAAAUCAACAUUAAAUUCUCGUAAAGUAAUGUACUUGAUAUGGUCUUGUAUUAUUGUUAUUUGUUUUUUAAUGAUACCAAAUUAUUUGAUAUGGACGGUGGUUAAACAGCCUGCUUCAAUUCAUUAUCCGGAUAUUUAUAGUCUUAAUUCAUCAGUAACUGUCUAUUGGUUUAGUAAUGCAACGGGAAAAAAACUUGAACGUGUUUCAUUUAAUAUAUCGGCCAUAUUUCUUAAAAUUUUACCUGUUUGUAUUCUCAUUACAUUUAGUCUUUUACUUAUACAUUCUAUUCAUAGUGCCCAAAAACUUCGUCAACGACUUCAACAACGAUCAAAAAAACGUCGUUAUUCGUCAUCAAUGGGUAAUUUUACUCGUGAAUUACGUACUACAACAAUGUUAGUAUUUAUUACAGUAUUUACAGUAUUGGUCGAAGCACCACAAGGUCUAUUAUUUAUUGCUAGUGCAGUCGAAAAAAAGUUUUUUUUACUUUAUAGUCUAUUAGGUGAUAUUUUAGAUUUAUCAAGUAUAGCAUCAAGUUUUAUUACAUUUAUUAUGUAUUGUUCAAUGAGUCAACAAUUUCGUUUAGAAAUGUAUCAUCUCAUAUUACCACAAUAUUGUCAUCGUCUAUUUCUUUCACAAAAUCAUAUGACAAAUAAUUGUGUAACAACAAAAUUAUUAACAAAACAAAAUCGUAAUAAUCAAAAUCGUUCAGUGGAAGAAGACAAACGUAGUCUAUCCCAUUCGGUCAAUUUAAAAACACAGACAUAUCAGAAUACUAAAAAUAAUAAUUAUAACUAUGAAGAUGGAAAAUAUGAUUUAUAA
Messenger RNA from Didymodactylos carnosus, 1269 nucleotides. The record is from the annotation of a GenBank genome assembly. Lineage: Eukaryota; Metazoa; Rotifera; Eurotatoria; Philodinida; Philodinidae.